UUCCUUUUUCCUGAAUGUGAGGAAACAAGUGCAGUGUUCUCAAUUUGAGCUAAGGCCAAUCUGGCAACUUGCACUGAAAUUAAUUGACAUCUACCGUUAUAACACAUACACAAUUGAAAAAUGGCAUCUAAUGAUGAACUUGCAUGCGUUUACGCUGCUUUGAUCUUGGCUGACGACCAAGUAACAGUAACUGAUGAAAAGAUCAACACUAUUCUGAAAGUGGCUGGCGUAUCUGUCGAGUCUUACUGGCCAUCUCUGUUUGCCAAGGCUCUGGAUGGCAUCAACGUGAAGGAUCUGAUCACAAACAUCGGCAGUGCUGCUGGCUCCGCCCCCGCAGCCGGUGCUGGACCUGCUGCGGCCGCCGCACCCGAGGCCAAGAAAGAAGAGAAAAAAGAGGUCAAGAAGGAAGAGUCUGAAUCGGAGGAUGAAGAUAUGGGAUUUGGUCUGUUUGAUUAAAAUGCUGAUGACAAAUCAUCUUGCAGAACACGGGAGCAGAAAUACCUGAUGGUACAUGAAACACAUGAACAUUAUGGCAAUUAAUAAAAAAAAAAAAAAAUGUUA
Messenger RNA from Gigantopelta aegis, 561 nucleotides. RefSeq names its product 60S acidic ribosomal protein P1-like. Gene Ontology annotation, molecular function: protein kinase activator activity; structural constituent of ribosome; ribonucleoprotein complex binding. Gene Ontology annotation, cellular component: cytosolic large ribosomal subunit; ribosome. Gene Ontology annotation, biological process: cytoplasmic translation; translational elongation. NCBI's taxonomy places the organism in Eukaryota, Metazoa, Mollusca, Gastropoda, Neomphalida, Peltospiridae. The record is from RefSeq and is a predicted model, not a curated record. The transcript has 5 exons. The coding region runs from base 121 to 456 and encodes 111 amino acids.